Molecule: messenger RNA, 2223 nt
Organism: Eimeria mitis
Lineage: Eukaryota; Apicomplexa; Conoidasida; Eucoccidiorida; Eimeriidae
Exons: 5
Coding region: 1-2223 (740 amino acids)
Source: RefSeq, a predicted model, not a curated record
AUGCAGCCAACAGCAGCAGCAGCAGCAGCAGCAGCAGCUGACACUGCUGCUGCUGCUGCUGCUGCUGCUGCUGGUUACACUGAGGCCAACGCAGAGCUGCAGCUGUCUCCUUUGUUGCUGCGUCUGUCUCCUUGGAAGCUGCGGCUGCUGCAGCAGACACUGACGGGGAUGAGUGGCAUGGCAGCAGCAGCAGCAGCAGCAGCAGCUGCUGCUGCUGCUGCUGCUGCUGAUACGGGAAUAAAAAGAGAAUCAACAGGCGCUGCAGCAGAAACAACAGCAGCAGCAACAGCAGCAGCAACAGCAGCAGCAGCUGCUGAUGAAGAGACAGCACACUGGCAGCUGCUUCCUUUCAGGCUGCCCAUAACAACAGCAGCAGCAGCAGCAGCAGCAGCAGCAGCAGCAACAGCAGCAGCAGCAGAAGACCCUGAAGCGCAGGAUUGCUGCCCAUGUCUGACGCUGCGUGCUGCUGCAGCCUGCAGCAACUUCUGUGGCGAUGAAGAAAGGACAGCAGCAGCAGAAGACCCUGAAGCGCAGCAUUGCUGCCCAUGUCUGACGCUGCGUGCUGCUGCAGCCUGCAGCAACUUCUGCGGCGAUGAAGAAAGGGAUGCUGCUGCUGCUGCUGCUGCUCUCGAGCCGAUGCAGGCCGUCUGCUGCAGCGUCCCCUCAGCAGCAGCAGCAGCAGCAGCAGCAGCAGCAGCAGGCUGUGGACCAGUGGUUAACCAUUCGCAGCAGCAGCUGAAGGUACUCAUUUGCUUCCCUAUGCCGGUGCUUCUCGUAUCUGCUGCAGUUAGAACUCGCAUCAACUGCUGCCAGCAGCAGCAGCAGCAACAGCAGCAGCAGCAGCAGGAGCAGCAGCAGCAGCAGCAGCAGCAGCAGGGCUGGGGAGUGAAGCGCGUUGAGGUGUACGAUGAGCUCCGGCGCUGCUUCUCUACAGCUGCUGUUGCAGUGCCGCGUUGCAGCAGCAGCAGCUUCCUUGCUCGCCGCUUCAGGAUCACGCUGCACCAGCAGCAGCAGCAACAGCAGCAGCAGCAGCAGCAGCAGCAGCAGCAAGGACAGCAGCAGGAAGUGCUGCAGGAGCAGCUGCUGCUGCUGCAGCAGCAGCAGCAGCAGGAGCAGCAGCAGCAGCAGCAGCAGGGCUGGGGAGUGCAGCGCGUUGAGGUGUACGAUGAGCUCCGGCGCUGCUUCUCUACAGUUGCUGUUGCAGUGCCGCGUUGCAGCAGCAGCAGCUUCCUUGCUCGCCGCUUCAGGAUCACGCUGCAGCAGCAGCAGCAGCAACAGCAGCAGCAGCAGCAGCAGCAGCAAGGACAGCAGCAGGAAGUGCUGCAGGAGCAGCUGCUGCUGCUACAGCAGCAGCAGCAAGGACAGCAGCAGGAAGUGCUGCAGGAGCAGCUGCUGCUGCUGGCUGCCUGCCCGCUGCUGCGGUCUCCUCUGCGUCAGUGGCGGCUCUCGCUGCAGUGCAGCGGCUGCUGCGUGACGUUCGCGCAUGCAGCAGCAGCAGCAGCAGCAGCAGCAAGUACAGCAGCAGCAGCAGCAGCAGCAGCAAGCACAGCAGCAGCAGCAGCAGCAGCAGCAGCAGGAGCGACAGGACCGUAUCCGUUUGAUGCUGUUGGCCUUGAGGCUCCUUCUGUGGAGGCAGCAGCAGAGGGGUUUCAGCUGUCGCUGCAGCAACUCUCAUCUGCUGCUGCUUCUGCUGCUGCUGCUGCUGCUGCGCCUGCUGCUGCUCUUGCUGCAGCAGGGGGUGUUGCGCUGCUGCUGCAGCUCAACCAGCUCAGGGCGCGGGUGCAGCACCCGUCGACUCUACAGCCGCUGCAGCUGCUGCACUGUCCUGCUGCCACACUGCAAGUAGCAGCAGCAGCAGCAGCAGCAGGAGCAGGAGCAGCAGCAGCAGCAGCAGCAGGGCGUAUCUCGCUCCAUCCUGUGCUGUCGCGGCUGCUGCCAGGCAGCGUUGCAGUGGGUUUGCUGCUGCAGCAGCAGCUGACCAUACACCUCGACGCUCUGCGUCUGUGGCGAGCAGCAGCAGCAGCAGCAGCUGCUGCUGCUGCCUUCUCUGAGGACGAAUGCGCCAGCCCUCAGCAGCAGCAGCAACAGCAGCAGCAGCAGCAGCAGCAGCAGCAACAGGAAGAGGCUGCUGCAGCUGCCACGCUGCAGCUGAUGGCGCCGCAUGCACCGCUGCUGCUGGAGAGCAGCAGCAGCAGCAGCAGCAGCUGCUGCUGCCUUCUCUGA